UGACAUCACUCAGCUUCAGAGAUGAAUAACCAAGGAGUAAUCUAUGCAGAACUGAAAGGAGUCAAGAACUCAGAGAGACAGCGAAUAAAACCUAAGGGCUCUAAAGAUCUCAUUUCAAUAGCUCAGCAGGAAUUAACAUAUGCAGAAUUAAAUCUUCAAAAUGCUUCUCAGAAUCUUCAAGGGAAUGAGGAGAACUACCACUCCAAAGGUUCACCAUCACCUCCAGAGAAGCUCAUUGCUGGGAUCCUAGGAAUCGUCUGCCUAGUCCUGAUGUCCACUGUGGUAACAAUGAUUGUUGUUCCUUCCUCUACUCUAAUACAGGAACAGAAUAACUCCUCUCGGAUAACAAGGCUUCAGAAAGAAUGCCAUUGUGGUCGUUGUCCAAAAGACUGGUUUACAUAUUCCAACAACUGCUAUUAUAUUACUUUUGAAGAAAAAACAUGGAGUGGGAGUUUGACAGCCUGUGCUUCUAGGAACUCUACUCUACUUUAUAUAGAUAAUGAAGAGGAAAUGAAAUUUCUGAAGUCCCUAUCAGUUAUGUCAUGGAUUGCAGUCUUUCGUGAAGGCCAUGGUCAUCCGUGGAUGUGGCAAAAUGGCUCAACUUGCAAACUACAGAUAUCAGACAUAUCACCUGAGAAAAGAAACUGUGCAGUGCUAUCCUCAGGGAGCAUAAACUCAGAUGAUUGUGAAAUCCCAAAUAUGUAUACUUGCAAGCACAAGCUUGAGAAUUAAAAAGUAAGUUUGACUGCUGUUGGGUAACGCCAUCUCUUAUGAAAUGGAAAUAAUUGUAUGAUUGCAUAAACUUCAAAAUGCAUUAUAUUCUUUUUUCUAAUAAUGGCAGUUUUUUUAAAAAAACUGUUGAAAUUUAAUAUGCACAGCAGAAAGUACAGAUAUCAUUCCAUUGGUGUCUGACUUUUUUUGCUCAAUAAUAUAUUUACGGCAAUCAAACUUUCUAAAGGAUUGCAUGGUGUAUAGGACUGUUUACAUGAAAUAUCAAAAAUAAGAAAAGAGAGACCAGAAGCAGAUUAGUGAUGACCAAGAGCUGUGGGGAGGUGGGGAUAGAAAAUGACUGCUAACUGAACUGUGAUGAAUACUUUCUAGAUUUUGAUAGUGGUGAUAGUUGAAAAUUGCAAAUGUAUAUAAAAUAACUGCUUAUACACUUUAAAUGGAUGAAUUUUAUGCUAUGUAAAUCACACCUCAAUAAAGCUGUUUUAAAAAACUGCUUGGGACUGCAUUUAAUCUUUAAAGUAAAUUGUAAAGAGAGUCAUCUUUGCAAUGUUGACUCUUCCAAUCAGUACCAUGUUUUAUCCUUCCAAUAAUUUAGGUUUUUUCUUAAUUUCUUUGUAUUUUAUUUAUUUAAUUAUUUUUGGCUACUCCAGGUGGCAUGUGGGAUCUUGGUUUCCCAGCCAGGAAUCCGACCUGCACCCCCCACACUGGGGAGCGCAGAGCCCCAUCCACUGAACUGUCAAGGAAAUUCACCUUGCAUGUUUUAAAUUUUUCAAUAUUGAAAUCUUAGAGAAAUAUGGGUAUUUCGUAACCAUGCUUUUGUAAACGUCAUCUUUGCUUUUUAAAUUUUUAGUAAUUUCUGCUGCUGCAGCAGAAAUAAACGAACAAAAAAAAGAGGUUUACAGGCUGAUCUUAUGUCCAAUGACCUCUCUGAUUUUAUGUAUUAAUUCUAUGGUUUCAAAUUUAUAUUCCUCUGGAUUUUUAAAAUAAAAACAGAUAUUGCAACUAUAAAUAAUCACAUUUUAUUUCUUCUCUCCGGGUGCAAUUGCUUUGUUUUUUUCUUGACUUAUUUUUACGCUGCAGGCUUUUAUCUUCAAUGUCGAAUAGAAGGUAAAGAUCCUAUAUGUAUCAUUCUUAUAUUAUGGGAAUAUAUUCCAAUACUUUAUCUUCAAGUAUGAGGUUUAAGGAUUUUUUUAUCAUACUUUUUUUACUAUGAAAGCAAUUCCAUAUUAUUUA
Molecule: messenger RNA, 1962 nt
Organism: Cervus elaphus (red deer)
Lineage: Eukaryota; Metazoa; Chordata; Mammalia; Artiodactyla; Cervidae
Product: NKG2-A/NKG2-B type II integral membrane protein-like
Exons: 6
Coding region: 22-732 (236 amino acids)
Biological process (GO): positive regulation of natural killer cell mediated cytotoxicity; stimulatory C-type lectin receptor signaling pathway
Source: RefSeq, a predicted model, not a curated record